Molecule: messenger RNA, 1248 nt
Organism: Rotaria sordida
Lineage: Eukaryota; Metazoa; Rotifera; Eurotatoria; Philodinida; Philodinidae
Source: the annotation of a GenBank genome assembly
ACCCUCAAUAUAUAGUAUAUGAUGAUCCAAGGACACCCCCAUUAUAUCGUAGUUGACGACCCAAAGGUACCCCCAACAUAUAGUAUAUGAUGACCUAAUGGUACCCUCAAUAUAUAGUAUAUGAUGACUCAAGGGUGCCCCCAUUAUAUAGUACUUUAAACUUCAACCAAUUUAACAUUUAAAGUUAAAGUGCUGCCCCUAAGUUUGUAUGAUUUCAAAUGAUUUCACGUGAUUUCAGAUGAUUUCAGGUGAUUUCAAGUGAUUUCAGAUGAUUUCAGGUGAUUUCAGAUGAUUUCAGGUGAUUUCAAAUGAUUUCAACUUGAUUUCAGCUAUUGAAAUCAGUUUGUUCCCCCUUGGGUAUACCGAAUUAUGUUCGUAUUAAUAUAAACUAAUGGGCACGGAUUUUCCGAGAAUGUCUUACCUCUUCGCAGCAGGAUGGGCUCUAAGUGCCGAAGAGGGGAAACACUGUCUGAAAGCAGUGGUCAGCAAUACUGCAUCUUUUGGUCAAUCGCAAAAUUAAGAAAUAAAAGAGUUAUGUUAAUAAAAACAGUAAAUUAAAGAAAGUUGGAUCUUCUGAUUUAUUGUUUUAUAGUUUUCUGUUAUUUUCAGAUACAAUGAGGAACCCGCAAGUAUGGUGGGAAUUCCGGAAAUUUUUUGGAGAAUCCUUUGGGAAUCCUGGAAAUCCCAUGGGAAUCUCUGGAAUCCCAUGGGAAUUCUGGGAAUCUUGGGAAUCCCGAGAAUCCGGAAUCCGCCGUUUCCCCCUUGAAAAUUCUUCUCUCGAAACUUUUCUGUAACGAAAUUUAUCAACAAUGAUUUUGUUUCCUAUGAGACACGUCCAUCUCAAUUAUAAUAACGUGUCAUUUCAAAUAAAGUUAAACUCAAUCUUCAAUUAUUAAAUGGAUCUUUUAAAAAAAAAAUGAAAUCUGAAGAAAAAUAAAUAUUGAUUUUAUUUUCGAAUCGUUUAUCUGAUAUAGAAAAAAAAGUGAAAGAUUAAAAACAAAUUGUAUAAAUAAAUAAAGAAAAAUCGAUGAAGUUGAAAGACAAUCUUCAAAUGAAAAACUUCUUCGAACAACACUUUUCAAUAUUCAAUCUGAUUUAGAAACAAAUUAUGGUCAACACACAAAUAUUAACAAUUUUCAUUAUGAAAAACGAUUAAAAAAUCUUCGAGAUGAACUUGCUAAUGUUCGAAAAUUUCGAAAUAAUCAAGAAAAAUAUAAUAAAACAUUUGAAUAUCUUCAUUUAAUUUAA